This is a messenger RNA of Oreochromis aureus, 3181 nucleotides long. RefSeq names its product exocyst complex component 8 (gene exoc8). Gene Ontology annotation, biological process: exocytosis; Golgi to plasma membrane transport; intracellular protein localization. Gene Ontology annotation, cellular component: exocyst. The transcript has 4 exons. Lineage: Eukaryota; Metazoa; Chordata; Actinopteri; Cichliformes; Cichlidae. The record is from RefSeq and is a predicted model, not a curated record. Bases 126 to 2186 code for a protein of 686 amino acids.
CAACUUCCUGUUUAGGCUACAAGCGGAUAUGAACCAAGGAGCCUCGAUAAACUAUUUCUCUGUCCAGUUUUUUCUAUAUUUUCUCAACAAUUUAUCUCUAUAAGUAAACAGUUACACGGCAAAAGAUGUCGGAAACGGGGAACCGACUACGGAAGCUGCUCGAAUCGCCCAAUUUCGACCCGCAAAAUUACGUCAAGCAGCUGUCACAGCAGUCCGAUGGCGACAGGGAUUUGCAGGAGCACCGACAAAAAAUCCAAAACCUUGCCGACGAAACGGCUCAAAAUCUGAAGAAAAAUGUUUACAAGAACUACAGACAGUUCAUCGAAACAGCCAAAGAGAUUUCCUAUCUGGAGAGCGAAAUGUACCAGCUGAGCCACAUCCUGACUGAACAGAAGAGCAUCAUGGAGAGUAUCACUCAGGCCCUGCUGUCCACAGAUAAGGAUGAGACGUCUAAAGAGAUGCAGGCAGCUUUUCCCAAGGAGACGGAGGAGGUGAAGCAGAGGACCCUCACCUCACUGUUGGAGAAAGUGGAAGGGGUUAAAAACAUCAUGGACACCCCAGGCAGGCACCUUAUCUACAAUGGGGACCUUGCAGAGUUUGAUGUUGACAACAUGUCCCCCAUUCAGAAGGUGCAUGCUUUCCUGAUGAAUGACUGUCUGCUGAUUGCCACCUGGCUGCCUAACCGCCGUGGCACGGUUAAGUAUAAAUACAACGCUCUGUAUGACCUGGAGAGCUUUGCUGUGGUUAACGUAAAAGACAACCCUCCGAUGAAGGACAUGUUCAAGAUCCUGAUGUUUCCAGACAGUCGCAUCUUCCAGGCAGAGAACAGCAAAGUUAAGAAAGAGUGGUUGGAGAUCCUAGAUGAAACCAAGAAAAACAAAGUCUCCAAAGACAGGCACAAGAAGGAGGAGGAGGUCCCCACUUCUCCUGUUAGAGCUGAGGUAUCCACCAAUCCUUUUGAUAUGGAUGACGAUGAAGACACGGUUGAUGGUGAGGAGAGCGUGAAUCUUAGUCUUGAGUGGAUCCAGGAGCUGCCAGAGGAUCUGGACGUGUGCAUUGCCCAGAGAGACUUCGAGGGUGCUGUUGACCUGCUGGACAAGCUCAACGAGUAUCUCAGAGAUCAGCCUGUCACCCCGAAGGUUAAAGAGCUUAGGGGGAAGGUGGAUGAACGUGUGCGGCAGCUGACAGAGGUCCUGGUGUUUGAGUUGUCUCCAGAUCGGUCACUUCGUGGCGGUCCUAAAGCAACCCGGCGGGCUGUUUCCCAGCUCAUCAGACUAGGCCAGUCCACUAAAGCCUGUGAGCUGUUUCUGAAGAACCGCGCCGCUGCAGUGCAGACUGCUAUACGGCAGCUUCGCAUUGAAGGAGCCACGCUGCUCUACAUCCACAAACUCUGCAACAUAUUCUUCACCAGCCUGCUGGAGACGGCCAAGGAAUUUCAGAUGGACUUUGCCGGGAACACAGGCUGCUAUUCUGCCUUCGUGGUCUGGUCCAGAUCAGCCAUGAGGAUGUUUGUGGACGCCUUCAGCAAGCAGGUGUUCGACAGUAAGGAGAGCCUGUCGACGGCAGCGGAGUGCGUGAAAGUGGCUAAAGAACACUGUCAGCAGCUCACCGAGAUCGGCCUGGACCUGACUUUCACCCUGCAGUCCCUGCUGGUCAAAGACAUCAAGGCAGCGCUCCAGAGCUACAAAGAUAUUAUCAUCGAGGCCACGAAACACAGAAACUCUGAGGAGAUGUGGAGGAGGAUGAACCUCAUGACUCCUGAGGCUUUGGCUAAACUUAAGGAUGAGAUGCGCAGUUGUGGCAUUCACUUCGAGCAGUACACAGGUGAUGACUGCUGGGUGAACCUGAGCUAUACCGUCGUGGCCUUCACCAAGCAGAUGAUGAGCUUCUUAGAGGAAGGCCUGAAGCUCUACUUCCCUGAGCUGCACAUGGUGCUGCUGGAGAGCCUGAGGGAGAUCAUCCUGGUGGCCGUACAGCACGUAGACUACAGCCUUCGCUGUGAGCAGGACCCUGAGAAGAAAGCCUUUGUCAUGCAGAAUGCCUCCUUCCUCCAUGACACCGUGCUGCCGGUGGUUGAGCGGAGGUUUGAGGAGGGCGUGGGGAAGCCGGCCAAGCAGCUGCAGGACCUCAGGAAGAGCACGAGGCCGGUACGAAUCAACCCCGAGAGCACCACAUCCGUGGUCUGAGACCGACAGGAACUUCUGUGGCUUGAAUUGAGGCGCAAGAAUGGCGGCCAUGAAACACCUACACACUCUCUAAACGACUGCUCUUGCAAUUUCAACUCCCAAUUUAGAAAUAAACAUAGCACCUUUGGUUGUUUUUAUGCUGCAUGACAGGAUAUCACUGGAUACAUCACGGAAAAGAGUCACAAUAGCACUAGAAUAAGACAACUUAAAGUGCCCAUAUUAUAGUCAUUUAUAGGUUUUUAGUUUUAGGGGUUCAUCAGAAUUGAUAUACUUUUAAUGUUAAAGAAGAAGAUUAUUUUUCCCAUAGUGGCUCCAAAUAAAGUCCAGCCUGCUUUGAUUUAUCAGCCUGUUCAGCCAAAAUGAGAAAUGGCUUGCUUGCUAUAACUUUACAAAUAGAAACGUAACACUCAGUAAGAAAACCACACACAUUUCAACCAGAACUGGAAACAAGGCAGCUAUUUGUUCUUUUUAAGGGCAGGUCAGACUAGCCAAUAGCUAAGGUGUUACACUGAUCUGAUGUAGAUAAAUCACAGAUGAAAACCUGGACCACAAAUGAUGUGCUCCAGGCAGUGGGAGAAAAUAACUUGCAUUGUCCUAGACUUUGGGUUUUGUAACUUUGCAAAUGUUUUACAUGCAUAAAAAAUAACCAACAGCUUAACUCAAAAUGCAUAAUGUAUUAACAGUGAUUAUUGACACGUGUGAUAACUAAGGAGACUAAGCUCUUCUGAAAGAGGUGCAAUGAUUGUAUGAGGCUGAUGAAUCUAUUGAUCAGACAAACACACUAUAAUUACCAUGAUGGCUAAAGAUCAUUUUAUUUGAAAGUUUAAUUUUGAGACCGUUAUUAGACACUAAAGUAUUCAAGCACACAAGGACUUGAUUAAAAGGGAUGACUGAAGUGAAAUGCACUGCUAAAUGUUUUCUGUUAUUCAGAGUGUUUAUGUUUGACAGUAACACACAGAAAUGAAUAAAGAUCAUUAUGCACAGUCCUCAUUUUA